This is a messenger RNA of Spinacia oleracea (spinach), 2005 nucleotides long. Its product is annotated as inositol-tetrakisphosphate 1-kinase 4. The transcript is spliced from 10 exons. Bases 393 to 1445 code for a protein of 350 amino acids. Gene Ontology annotation, molecular function: inositol-1,3,4-trisphosphate 6-kinase activity; inositol-1,3,4-trisphosphate 5-kinase activity; inositol-3,4,5,6-tetrakisphosphate 1-kinase activity. NCBI's taxonomy places the organism in Eukaryota, Viridiplantae, Streptophyta, Magnoliopsida, Caryophyllales, Amaranthaceae. Gene Ontology annotation, biological process: inositol trisphosphate metabolic process; methylation. Gene Ontology annotation, cellular component: cytoplasm. The record is from RefSeq and is a predicted model, not a curated record.
AAAUUUAGACCAAUAGAACAUUCCAAAGCCUUUAUACUUAAAUUCUCUUCAUUUCCCCAAUUUCCCCUCUUUUUCUCUCUCCUCCUCCAUCACCUUCCUCUCAAAUCCUCCCUCCUAAACUCUGCUAAAUCAGAAUCUUCGCUUCCUUUUACCCUCAUUCUUCGCUUUUCAUUCAUCUCCACACGCCAUUAACAAACUCCAAUUGAACUUAGACACAGAUUAUUGAACGAUUUAAAAGAGAGAAGCACAAUCGUCGUUGACUGAAAACUUUUCCGAAAUUCGAUCAUUGUGAUUUUUUUUUGAGUUUCCGCCAUUUUUUUUUAAUUGUGCAAUACCUGUGAUUUCAUCUUGAAUUUGGUGUUUCUUUGACGGAAUUUGGAGUUUAUUCGGGUAUGAGGUUAGACGGAGUAGAGAUCAAAGAAAUCGAGUAUGAAGAGGAGACAGAAGGUGGUGAAGAAAUGAAUUCAGUUUCAAAUUCGGAUUCUCUGUCGACUAAUUUAGGGUUUUCUCGGCAAGUUGUUGUUGGUUACGCGUUAACGACGAAGAAAAGGCAGAGUUUCUUGCAACCUAAGUUUGAAGUCAUUGCUCGAAAUAAAGGGAUUAUACUUGUUCCCAUCGACCAACAUCGGCCGCUAGCAGACCAAGGUCCUUUUGACAUUGUUUUGCAUAAGCUAUUGGGCAAUGAAUGGAGCCAGGUUCUUGAAGAUUUCAGACUCAAGCAUCCAGAUGUAAUGGUUCUAGAUCCUCCUUAUGCAAUACAAUGUGUGAGAAAUCGACAGUCCAUGCUUGAAGAUGUUGCUGCUUUGGACUUGGCUGAUUCUUAUGGUAGAGUAUGUGUGCCUAAACAGCUGGUUAUCGAGAAAGACCCUACAUUGAUUCCUGCUGAGGUUGCUAAUGCUGGAUUGAAACUUCCAUUAGUGUCAAAACCAUUGUUUGUGGAUGGAAGUGCGAAGUCACACGAACUCUUCCUUGCUUAUGAUAAUGUGUCUCUGUCGAAGCUUGAGCCUCCAUUGAUUCUUCAGGAGUUUGUUAACCAUGGUGGUGUCAUGUUUAAAGUCUACGUGGUUGGAAAUUCUAUAACAGUUGUAAGGCGAUUCUCUCUACCAGAUGUCUGCAAGCGAGAGCUCUCCAAGUAUGCUGGGGUUUUCCAGUUUCCAAGGGUUUCAUGUGCUGCAGCAAGUGCUGAUGAGGCAGAUCUGGAUCCCGGUGUUGCUGAGCUUCCUCCAAGACCGAUGCUUGAGAGACUUGUUGGGGAGCUUCGCCGUCGAAUGGGGCUUCAGCUGUUCAAUAUUGAUAUUAUCCGUGAGCAUGGGACAAGAGAUCUAUUCUACGUAAUUGACAUUAAUUACUUUCCUGGUUAUGGAAAAAUGCCUGGAUAUGAAAACAUAUUUGCUGAUUUCCUGGUGGGUCUUGCGGACAGUAAACAGCGGAAGCAGCUUCAUUAGUAAGUUCAGAGGUUAAUGACGCCAUUUGGCAUUUAACCUGCGUACAGCUUUUGGCCGUUCCAUGGAAAAGUUGAGUACUACAACAUGUCAUGAUAUUGGGUUUUUCUAAUUGCUAAGAUUGCUUUACUGGUAUGAAUGAGACCCUCUGCAAAUGCUUUAGCUUUUUUAUAACAGUUAAAGCAUUUAUUAAGGUUCAUAUGCUGUAAAGCAAAUAAGCAAUCUUGUUGAUGUAAAUAUGCAAUCAGGUCAUAAGGGGGACUUUGAUCGUGAUUUCUGGUGGAAAUUUGGGGUUAUAAUGGCUGAAUGCAAUUACAAGUGAAGCUAUGUAGUUCAUCCUCCAAUCAUCCUUCAUUUGAUUUUUCCUUUUUAGAUUCUUGAUUCAAUCUAAUCCUAGCAACUUAGAAAAUAAAGUUCAUAUCUCUUGUCUAUAACUUGAGUUAAUAAUUUGGUUGGUUUCGUUUUUUGUACUUUAACAGACUCCAAGUGGAUGUUUCAGAAUCCUUUUGAUUGUUUUGGCAGGCUAAUAUUAGUCUUUGAAGUGUUUGUAUUUUAAUUUUUAA